CGGGCUCAUCACCCAUCCACGUCAGAGUCUGUCCGUAGGUCCUUGCGAGCGAGCAAGCCAGCGAGUGAGAUUACACAUCAUGAGCGUCCGUCGUCUCGUCCUCUUCCAGAAGCGCAGAUAUGCCGCCGGGGCCACCGACGUUCCGCCGCAAUACGCAGCCAAGCUUGCGUUCUUAAGAAACAACCAGCCCAUCUCCAAAGCCGAGUUUGCGGCGGCGAUGAGGCCGAUCAUGGCCAAGGCAAGGUCCAAGCGAUACGCCGUACCCGUCAACGGAACCUCCAGUUCGUUUCUACUAUGCCAUUACCUCAAGGAACUUGUUGGAGCUGACAACAUCGCGACGAUCACGAUCGAUCACUUUCCUGAGGACGCCGGGAGAGCGGCUGCCAUCACCCGCCAGUUGAAGCAGAUCGGCAUCCAAAACAUCUUUGUCGUCGAUCCUGACUUUUCAAGCCAGCUCGUAGUCACGUCGCAAAGGGCCCUAAUCUUGUCAGGCAGCACCAGCAACAACAGCAACAACAAUAGCAACAACAGCAACAACAGCAACAACAACAGCAACGCUGCUGAAACCCGCCCACCCGAACGGCUUGACAAUGAACGCCUGCUGGAGCAGUUGGCCCGCGAAGCGGUUGUUCAGAACUUUCCGACGCUGAUCAUGACGACCCCACUGGAGGAGCACACUGCCGAGACGAUGAGACGGCUGAUUCGGCAGAGCGGCAUCGAUGGGCUCUCGGGCCGUCGCAUUUACUUCCCCACAGCCGGACUCUUUGGCUGGUAUGGCAGCCAUGUCGAUGUCGGGCGCCCACUGUUGGUCUUUUCUGAGGACCGCUUGCGAGCCUCGGCAGAGUCUUUGGGCAUCGAGUGGGUGCCGAAGCCGACGCUUGCAUCUGAUGAGAAGUGGGAUCUGGCAUUGGGUACGAGCCAACAAGACCUGGUCCCUGGCACCGAGCUGGACAGUCUCAAUAAGUACUCCCUCGCUCUGUUUACCGAGCGCAUGAGCCAUCACCGGAUACGGAUCGAAGCAAAAGUCCUGCCAUACAUAACAAAGUACACUAUGACAGACCCGCCCACGGGAACAGCCUAUCUCAAUCUUUCGAUGGCACCGGGGCAGAAGCGGCAUUGGCUCUCAAACGGCCUGGUUGCCCAGCGGGUGAUCUCUUACCUCGCGCGGUGGACAACUCCGUCGCUUUCCACAACAUCCACUGCCGCAAUCGUCAGCGCAUGGCGGCAACUGAUCGAAGCCGCCACGAAGCCCGUCAAGAUGAAGCUUAGUCGCAAUCCCUGGGGUGAAUUCCAGGUGCAGGAGCAACGCAAGGUUGCCGAAAAUAGCGGCGGCAAGCGACCGACCAUCUCGGUCGGCCACAGCAUCAUUUCGCCGCCUGUCCGGAGACUGGCCAAGAACAUCUGGUUCUUCAGCCGCGCUCCCAUGGCGGUCAAGUCGUCCGAGUCAGGCAUGAGGCAGCAGUUCAUCCCGGUCGAUAUCACUCAGCAGAACUUGGUCCUGUGGGACAACCGGUUCCAUGUCCGGCUCGGGGCACCAAAGCCACCCAGCAGCCAUUCGCUGGUGACCUCUCUCGAUCCCGCCAAGCUCGGCCUGGACACCGAGAAGCUGCGGUACGUCAUUCGCGGCCUCACUGCCGCCGAUGUCGUGCAGAUCCAAACUCGCUUCAAGCUCGGAGUCCCUACGCCGGAGAUGACCUUUGUCAAAAAUACGCUCGCCAACGUGGUCCUGAAGGUCCCGCAAAAGUCGCUGUCCACCAUUCCCGUCAUCGCUUUACGCCAGGACGACGGUGAUUGCAGCUACGUUGUCGCUGUUCCGUCCCUGGGCCUGCUGCUGGAGCCCAACUUGCUGUCAGUAGAGAUCAAGUUCUUGCGGCAGUCGAUGCUGGAGCAGCAGCAGGUUCAGGUUGGCUUUGAAGUUAGCGAUGACGUCAUCGCUGCCAGUCGUGAGCAGUAACAGUCGAUGCUGCGGAGAAGCAAUCACUUUGAUUGACUGAUCGAUCGACUGAUUGAUAGACUGAUCAACAGACUGAUUGAUUGAUUGGAUGGCUGGUCGCCGACGCCCCACAACAGAUGAGUUUGAUGGUCAAUGUGAAGCGUUAGGACCAAUGUGAUCGUGUGGACGGUGGAUUUUGUGGGUUCCUGAAACCACACCUUUCGCAUCCAUGGACG
This is a messenger RNA of Polychytrium aggregatum, 2169 nucleotides long. RefSeq lists its product as uncharacterized. The transcript is spliced from 5 exons. The record is from RefSeq and is a predicted model, not a curated record. The coding region runs from base 80 to 1954 and encodes 624 amino acids. Lineage: Eukaryota; Fungi; Chytridiomycota; Chytridiomycetes; Polychytriales.